CAGUUAUACUCUGACAAAAAGUAGAGAUAAGCCGGUAAUUUCUCUCAUCUUUCUGUAAUUAAUUAAAAAUUUCUUGAUUUAGGUAUUUGCUUUUCACUUUUCUCUCUGAAUUUGUACUGGAAAAAUAAAUAACGGCCUUCAGUUUUGUGUUGUGACUUUCUGACGUAACCCUACUUGAUGCAGAAUAUUUCUGAGAUAAGAUAGCUGCACUAAAAAUAAGAUUUGUUUUUUGUAUAUAAAGGAUCUUUAGUAGAUAAGAACUCAAUGAAGAAAGUAAUUACAAUGUUGCGUGUUGCUCUUAUUCAAUCCAGGGUUGGAACCAAUCGAAAAGAAAACCUGGAAAAUGCGGAAAAGUUAAUCAAGCAAGCCAAGAAUUCGGGAGCAAAAUUAGUGUCUCUACCGGAAUGCUUUAAUUCCCCAUACGGCACGAAGUUUUUCAACCAAUACGCCGAGUCAAUUAUAAACGGACCAACUAGUCAGAUGUUAUCGAGAGCUGCCAAAGAAAAUGAAAUUUUUUUAGUCGGUGGAACCUAUCCAGAAAUAGAUAAUAACAAAUAUUAUAAUACUUGUACAGUAUGGAAUCCCAAGGGUGAAUUAAUAGCAACGUACAGAAAAAUGCAUUUGUUCGAUAUUGAUAUUCCUAAUGGUAUUACAUUUAAAGAAUCUGAUGUGUUAGCUGCAGGAAAUAAUCUAUCGUCCUUCGAGGUCAAUGGAAUUAAAGUAGGUCUAGGAAUAUGUUACGAUUUGAGGUUUGAAGAAUUAGCAAAACUUUACAGAUUGGACGACGUUAAAAUUAUGGUAUAUCCAGGCGCUUUUAACAUGACUACAGGUCCAAUACAUUUUGAGCUGUUACAACGUGCCAGAGCCUUAGAUAAUCAAGUAUAUGUAUUAGGAGUAAGCCCUGCUAGAGCUGAACAGGGAUACAUUGCAUGGGGCCACUCACAAAUUACUGAUCCGUGGGGAAAAGUUAUUGCACAAGCCAAAGAGGGUGAAGAAAUUAUUUACAGUGAUAUAAAUGUACAAGAAUGUGAGAACGUUAGGCAGCAAAUACCGAUUUUUUCUCAAAGGAGAACGGAUGUAUAUGAUACAAUUAAAAAAUAGUAGGUAUACCUAUGUUAAAUGAAUGUUGCUCGUAAAGAAAUAUCAAAUAUAAGACUAUAGAUAAUAGGAAAAAAAAACAUAUUUUUUUAUACUGUGUAUGUUGACAAGAUUAUGGUGUUGAGCAUAAAAUUAUAGAUGUAAAUUGUAACAUAAAA
Messenger RNA from Sitophilus oryzae (rice weevil), 1256 nucleotides. RefSeq names its product omega-amidase NIT2. The coding region runs from base 265 to 1101 and encodes 278 amino acids. Gene Ontology annotation, cellular component: mitochondrion. Gene Ontology annotation, biological process: L-glutamine metabolic process; oxaloacetate metabolic process. Gene Ontology annotation, molecular function: omega-amidase activity. The transcript has a single exon. The record is from RefSeq and is a predicted model, not a curated record. NCBI's taxonomy places the organism in Eukaryota, Metazoa, Arthropoda, Insecta, Coleoptera, Curculionidae.